Messenger RNA from Bombyx mori (domestic silkworm), 1587 nucleotides. Its product is annotated as peptidoglycan-recognition protein 2. Bases 509 to 1423 code for a protein of 304 amino acids. The record is from RefSeq and is a predicted model, not a curated record. Gene Ontology annotation, biological process: peptidoglycan catabolic process. NCBI's taxonomy places the organism in Eukaryota, Metazoa, Arthropoda, Insecta, Lepidoptera, Bombycidae. The transcript is spliced from 5 exons. Gene Ontology annotation, molecular function: N-acetylmuramoyl-L-alanine amidase activity; zinc ion binding.
GACUUCGUAGUGCCUCAAUCGAUUAAUAAAAGACCUAAACUUUUGUAUAAAAUAAACUUAAAACAAACAAAAAGGAACCCGUCCGACGCGACGGGGGACACAUCAAACUAAAAACAAAAUUGUUAUUUUUAUUUAAUUCCGAGCAUUUUCAUAUUUAUCUACCUUUUAAACCUUCUCUGGACUUCCACAAAUAAACCAAGACUAAAAUUAGCCAAAUCCAUUCUCGAGUUUUAGCAAGACUAACGAACAUCAAUUAAUUUUUAUAUAUGUAGAUUAAGAUUAUAAAACUACUUACGAUUGCUACUUAAAUAGCUCAAUGCGAUAGAAAAGGAAGCAUAUAUUAUGUAUAUGAUGGUUCGAAUUUAUCAACAUUGCAAAGGUUUAUCAACCAGUGUUGUUUUGUAGGAAACAUAAAUUAGUUGCGUUCGAGAAAACGUGGCGAUACGUCGUCUGCUUCCAUAUAUUUUAAAGAUCAUUUUGUGAGUUUUGUUUCAUUUUUUGGACUAAGAUGCCUAGACGGGGCGUACAUACAGAGAGCGGUCCCAGCACAACUGCAGAUGUCAUCAUGUUGAAUGACAGAAAUGUAGCAACUGUGUCGGGAGACGUCGCGUCGAUUCAAACUUCACAAUUUAAUGCAACCGAAGGCCCUCGAGAUGUUGAAACCAAUGCUUCGAACGCACAAAAAUCCGAAAAAGACAAAGAUAUACCGUUUUCGCGCUACCUGCGAAAAGUAGUGAAGACAUCGAGCAGGGUGAUUAGAGCGUUGUCUAUAGCUGCGUUCGUAAUACUUUUAACAGUCGUCGCCUUCAUGCUGUAUUUCACGAUCAUGGCUAACUUUUCCUCCGAAGACGGCGACCGUACCGCUCCUCACGAGUGGGAUAUUUCAAGGGUGUUGUGGCAAGCCAGAUGGGCCAACAAUACGCAGCGCACAACAGCUUUCGAUCCUAUACGACUGGUCAUUAUCCAGCACACCGUCACACCAGACUGUUUCACAUUCGUCGCUUGCGUGGCGGCAUUACGUAAUCUCCAGAGCUACUUCUUGAUAAACUUACAUUAUGACAUACCCUACAAUUUCAUGAUUGGAAAUGACGGCAGAGUGUACGAAGGACGCGGCUGGGGCAUGGUCGGUGCCCAUACCUUCAUGUAUAACAGAUGUACACUGGGCCUAGGAUUUGUAGGAAACUACGACAGACACACACAAGUUUCAAAGCUGCAAAUCGAAAGAAUGAAAUUGUUACUCGAAAAAGGCGUAAGAGAAGGCUUUCUGGAUCCUAACUACCACAUAGUCGCCGCUAGUGAUAUACAAAACACAGACAGUCCCGGAUCGAAUCUAUACAAGGCCUUGAAAGAAUUGGAUCAUUUCGAACACACUGAUCGCUUCAGGAACGUCGACUGUGAAGUUACCUACGGAAUGGUAUCUUAAGCAAAUUGUAUUUAUUGUACAUGUAAAAUAAAAAUAUUGGUAAAUGUUGCAUAUACCGUCUAGUCACCUCUCUUUAUCCGUCAUCGUUUUCUUUGUCAGUAAAAUUAGGUCAGCCCAAUUUGUUUAUACGUUUUUAAGCUAACCAUUAAAAUGUAGUACAUAUA